AUGCGACUUCUAGAUAGGAAACCCAAUUCUAAUGAGAAAGAAACUGGAUCUACAAUCUCCAGAGAUGAUUUAAUGGAUAACAAGGAUUAUUUGUUGGUUGAUCUACCUACCCGUGAAACACUUGUCGAGUUCACCGAGGACUCUGAAGCAAACCCAAACAAUUGGCCUCUUUCCAAAAAAAUUUACAAUGGAGUUAUUGCACUUAUCGUUGUGCUCAAUAGUGGAAUAUCCUCCUCUCUGCCUAGCAAUGCAGUCCCCGCUAUCAUGCAGGAUUUCAAUCUAUCGGGCGGCGGGCAAAAGGUUCUACCAACAGCCAUUUUUCUGAUUGGUUACUGUAUCGGGCCUCUCAUUUUUAGUCCUCUUAGUGAGACUAUCGGACGGAAGCCCGUUAUUUUUUGGACUUUCACUGUCUUUUGGCUCGGCACAUUGGGUUGUGCUCUAGCGCCAAAUUGGACCUCGCUUUUGAUCUUUCGAGUCAUCUGUGGAACUAUGGCUGCUGCCCCUCAGACUGUUGUCGGGGGUCUUUAUGCAGACAUGUUUUCUGAUCUGCGAGCUCGUGGUCGAGCGAUGGCGAUGUAUAUGUCGGCAACUAGCUUCGGACCCAUCAUUGGUCCUAUCAUAUCCGGAUGCUCAGUUCAGUACGGUUGGCGCUGGACAUUUCGAAUCGACUUGAUCCUUAGUGGGUUAACCUGGAUAGGAUUGCUCUUUCUAUCGGAAACAUUCUCUCCUGCUUUGCUCAAGAAACAUUCCAGGAAGUUGAGAAAGGAGACUGGAUCUCACCGGUAUAUUGCUCCGCAAGAGUUGAAGUCCGAUACGGCUUUUACCCUCACCCAAACAUUCACCCGUCCUCUCACAAUGCUCGUGUUCGAGCCUAUCGUGCUUUUCACCGGUAUCUUCAUUUCGCUUGCCUGGAGCAUGGUAUUCUUCUAUUUCCAGGCAUACCCCAUAAUUUUCCAGCAGACUUACCACUUCGAUGUUGCGAAAACAUCUCUUACAUACAUUCCAAUGGGAAUUGGCGCCGCAUCGUCCUGUCUAUUCGCCCUCUUCUACGACGCCUUUUAUGAAAAAGCAAAAAAGUCCGGAAAGCGCUGGGCGUCUAGUCCCGAAUAUCAUCGACUUCCCACUUCUUGUGUCGCCGGCCCCUGCCUCACGAUCAGUCUAUUCUGGCUGGCCUGGUCGGCAAAAUCCUCCGUUCAUUGGAUUGUCCCCGUACUCUCGGGAUUCGUCUUCGGGUUCGGAUACCAAAGCAUUUUCAUCUCGCUUCUCACCUACGUUACCGAUGCAUACCGUAUCUACUCUGCCAGUGCAUUGGCUUCUUCAAUGAUUCUGCGGAGUAUUGCCGGUGCUCUAUUUCCUCUCGCUGCGGAUCCGCUUUACGCAAAGCUCGGAGUGGCAUGGGGAACAUCGGUUCUUGGAUUCGCUAGCUUAGGCUGUAUCCCUAUCCCGUUCGCUUUGCUCUAUUUUGGGCCUUGGAUUCGAAAGCAAAGUGCUUUCUGUCAACGCCUUUUGGAAGAAGAUAUGCUCAAGUCCGGUGGGGCCAGAACGCCACAAGAAGCAUAA
This is a messenger RNA of Penicillium waksmanii, 1560 nucleotides long. Its product is annotated as putative MFS multidrug transporter. NCBI's taxonomy places the organism in Eukaryota, Fungi, Ascomycota, Eurotiomycetes, Eurotiales, Aspergillaceae. The record is from RefSeq and is a predicted model, not a curated record. Gene Ontology annotation, biological process: transmembrane transport. Gene Ontology annotation, molecular function: transmembrane transporter activity. Bases 1 to 1560 code for a protein of 519 amino acids. The transcript is spliced from 7 exons.